Molecule: messenger RNA, 1467 nt
Organism: Aureobasidium namibiae CBS 147.97
Lineage: Eukaryota; Fungi; Ascomycota; Dothideomycetes; Dothideales; Saccotheciaceae
Product: mitochondrial carrier
Exons: 2
Coding region: 1-1467 (488 amino acids)
Source: RefSeq, a predicted model, not a curated record
AUGUCCGUCUACAACAGUCAGCUGGAUGCCUUUGAGCUCUACCACAAGAUCCAGGAACAGAACGAACGACGAGGCCCCAGCACCGAUGGCAUAGGUCUUCCGGCCCUUGGCCAUGCUCUAGCAGGUUCUGCCGGUACUGCUCUGUCGCAUCUUAUCCUCUACCCUCUCGAUCUCGUCAUCACUCGUCUCCAGGUUCAACAGCAACUCAAAACACCCGGAGAGGCUCCCUCGGCCGCCAAAGAAGCAGAAGAUGCCGAAUACGCCAGUCUUGCCGACGCAGCACAAAAGAUCUACACACACGAAGGAGGACUGGAAGCCUUCUGGAAUGGCUGCGCGACCGACACGGCAAAGAGUGUGGUUGACAGUUUCUUGUUCUUCCUCGCAUACACUGCCUUCCGCCAGCGCCAGCAGAAGAAACUGGGUACCAAGUCUUUGCCCGUCUUUCAUGAACUCGGUGUUGGUAUAGCUGCUGGUGCUUUGUCCAAGUUCGUCACAACUCCUAUCCAACAAAUCGUUACCAGGAAGCAGACUGCCGCUCUGAUUGCCGCUAGAGACAAGACUUCCAGCUUACCUCCCGGUAUGGCAUCGAAACUCAGCGUGAAGGACAUUUUCCUGCAGAUCCGAAGUGAGCGUGGCCUAAAGGGUUUCUGGGCCGGUUACAGCGCGAGUCUGAUUCUCACGUUGAAUCCCGCCCUGACUUUUCUACUUCAAAAUCUCUUGAAGAGGACACUGUUGCCUCGUUCCCAACGCGACAAACCAGGACCAAAGGCCCUUUUCCUCAUCGCUGCCAUGUCCAAAGCCACAGCAUCAACAGUCACCUACCCCUUCAGUCUAGCCAAAAGCCGCGCUCAAGUAUCCCGUCCCAUGGCAGAAGAAACACAACGCAAACCACCCGCCUACCUUGAGAAACCAGAUCUUUCUUCCGACUCCAAAAUCACAGCCCGCUCCAAGAAGGUUCUGCGUCUUGUCUUCUGGCAACAAAUUCAACAAUUGGCAAUCUUCCGCUCUCUGGCCAACAUCUACAACACCGAAGGCAUCAAAGGCAUGUACAGCGGUCUGGACGCCGAAGUCAUCAAAGGCUUCCUCGGACACGGUCUUUCCAUGGUGCUGAAAGAGCGCAUCCACGUCUUGAUCAUUUCGGCCUACUACACCAUCCUCAAGUUUACAAAGCAGUGGCCCCACGAUCUCGGGUCUGUAGGUGAACAGGCCAAGAAUGAAUUCGAGAGGGUCAAGAGUGCUGCAGUGGACAUGGCGGAGAGUGCUGUCGAGGCUGGCAAGGAUGCGGGUCACCGUGUGCAGAAUGUUGGCGAGACUGUUGUUGAAGGCGUCAAGCAUGCUGUUGAGUCUGGCAGCACUGGCGUUGGGGAGAGUGUACAGAGUGUCGGCAGCAAUGUUGGCGAGAGGCUGCAGAAUGUCAGCGAGACUGUGGUCGACGGGCUCAAGAAGUCGAUCAAGACGGAAGAGUAG